AUGGAUGAGGAGCCGGUCUUUGCUUAUUCCAAGGCCUUCAACCUCAAUGGAACAGAUGACGAGCCAAAUAUAGAGGCCAUCCACGAUGAAGUCACCUUCACCAUUGCUCAUACCCAGGAUCCUGUUGUCCAGUUUGCCUCUGCCCGUGGUUUGACUCUCAUGAAACCCCUCUGGGAGUCAUAUUUCCCGGAUGUGAAGAGUCUGCUCAACUUCCACUAUUUUGAUUUGGACAAAGCCAGGAUUCUUGCGCAUAGAUAUUCGAACCAGCUUGCAAGAGAUGCCCAGCUAUCUGCCGCUGAAGACUAUGUAGAUGUCGUUGCCCUUACCGCCAGACAAGUCCUCGGUGCCACCUCCUUCUCCGGGACCUCGGAUAAUCCACUUCUCUUCCUCAAGGAGAUUUCUUCCAAUGGAAAUUGCCAGACUGUAGAUGUCAUAUUCCCUUCGUUCCCAUUUUUCCUCUAUACCAACCCCAGGUGGUUGGCGUAUCUCCUGGAGCCAUUAAUCGAGCAUAUGCUAAGUGGACAAUACCCUAACAACUACUCCAUGCAUGAUCUGGGUGCCCACUUCCCCAAUAUGACCGGACAUCCGGAUGGAAAGGAUGAGUACAUGCCUGUCGAGGAAUGCGGUAACAUGCUUAUCAUGGGUCUGUCUAUUGUCAACUCCCUGAGAUUCCCACCAGAGGCCAAUACUACUGCUCCCUGGUAUCCAGGCACCCUCGAGGCCCGAGAUGCGGAACCUGAUGUUGUUGGACUGUUCCCUCUUCGCGAUCUUCAGACAGUUGGUGGUAUUGACAGACUCGAUAGUGUCUGGGGUGUCGGCCCCGAUGCCACAAAUUUGGCGCGGAAAUGGGUUGAGAAAUCAUAUAGGCUUUGGAGACAGUGGACUGGUUAUCUUGUUGAGUUUUCUCUAGAGCCACAUAAUCAACGUAGGUUUAAGAAUCCCUACCGGAUAUUUAUGGAUCUUGCUAACUUCUUAGUCUCCACUGACGACUUUGCUGGAUGGCUUGCGCUUCAAACUAAUCUUGCCCUCAAGGGUAUCGUUGGUAUAAAUGCGAUGAGCGAGAUGUCCCGCUUUGUUGGAAAGACUGAUGAUUAUAAAUAUUUCAAGAACAUCUCCGAUACCUACAUCACCAAAUGGGAAGGGUUUGGGUUCUCCAGAGACGGCACCCAUGCCAAACUCUCAUAUGACUGGUAUGGAUCCUGGACUACUCUAUACAACAUGUUUGCGGAUGCCCUUCUCUGCUUCCAUCUUGACGGAACGGAGUACGAUACCCACCCCCGUACACUGGACGAUCAGGAACCAAUCGCUCCACCCCCAGGCAAAACAGGUUUCAUACCAAGGCGCGUCUAUGAGAAACAAUCAAAGUGGUACGCCAAUGUACGCCAGAAAUAUGGCCUCCCACUUGACAGCCGUCAUCUCUACACAAAGUCCGAUUGGGAGUUCUUUUCCAUGGCCGUUUCCAGUCCCUCCGUGCGAAGUGAAAUCCUCCAAUCGUACGCUAAAUGGGUCAAUGAAACCUCUACUGAUCAUCCUCUUACUGACCUGUACAAGACAGAAGAAGAUGGAGGCUAUCCAGGACCAAAUUUCUUUGCUAGACCCGUUGUUGGUGGGCAUUUUGCCUUCCUUGCUCUGGAGAAGGCGUGCAAUGGAAAGGCCACCGAUGGACUUAAAUUCCUGGAUGACAAGGAUAACAACUCUCCCGAGGAUAUCCCCGAGGAUAAUGUCCACGAUGGUGACGCCGAUAAUGAAGACUCUCAGUCCCCUAUCCAGGACUCAGAUGGCUCGGAGGUGAAAGCCGGAGAUCAAGCCCAGUUCCCCAUCCAGGACAUGGAUGACUCGCAGAUGACUAUCGUUAAUGAGAAUGACUAG
Trichophyton benhamiae CBS 112371 is the source of this 1869-nucleotide messenger RNA. Its product is annotated as glutaminase, putative. The record is from RefSeq and is a predicted model, not a curated record. The transcript has 2 exons. Lineage: Eukaryota; Fungi; Ascomycota; Eurotiomycetes; Onygenales; Arthrodermataceae. The coding region runs from base 1 to 1869 and encodes 622 amino acids.